UCGGGAACCACUCAUCGGAUGACGUGAAUGUUGCAGUGUCGCAACAGCUGGGCUGUCAGCAAGCGAUGACGGGCACGGGCGGUGGAGCCGGAGAACACGAGGGCGGCAAGAAGAAGCACACGAGACCCACAUUUAGUGGACAGCAGAUCUUCGCCCUGGAGAAGACCUUCGAGCAGACCAAAUACCUAGCCGGCCCGGAGCGCGCCAAAUUAGCGUACGCCCUCGGGAUGUCGGAAUCCCAAGUCAAGGUAUGGUUCCAGAAUCGGCGGACGAAGUGGCGGAAGAAGCACGCGGCGGAGAUGGCGACGGCGAAGCGGCGGCAGGAGGAGGUCGAGGGCGUCGUCGCCGAGGGUGAGGACGGUUGCAGCGAUGCGGAAGCUGACGGUGGCAGCGGCGAAUUGUUGAGGAAUUCUCAAUCGAGAGAAAGCACGCGCGGUUUGCAGGACAUCUGA
Pogonomyrmex barbatus (red harvester ant) is the source of this 452-nucleotide messenger RNA. It is a transcript of the gene HGTX, whose product is annotated as HGTX homeodomain transcription factor. Gene Ontology annotation, cellular component: nucleus. Gene Ontology annotation, biological process: cell differentiation; regulation of transcription by RNA polymerase II. Lineage: Eukaryota; Metazoa; Arthropoda; Insecta; Hymenoptera; Formicidae. The record is from RefSeq and is a predicted model, not a curated record. Gene Ontology annotation, molecular function: DNA-binding transcription factor activity, RNA polymerase II-specific; RNA polymerase II cis-regulatory region sequence-specific DNA binding.